AUGCAGGUCAAUGCAAAAAUGGAGGUGGUGGUUUUCUGGCCGGAUGAGCUAACCAAUGCCCUGGAGAUCAGCAACAUUGUCUUUACAAGCAUGUUCGCUCUGGAGAUGCUCCUCAAACUCUUGGCUUUCGGCAUCUGGGGUUACAUCAAGAACCCCUACAACAUUUUUGAUGGCAUCAUUGUUGUCAUCAGUGUCUGGGAGAUCAUUGGCCAGGCCGACGGGGGUCUUUCGGUCCUGAGGACCUUCCGGCUCCUGCGGGUUCUCAAGCUGGUGCGGUUCAUGCCGGCUCUCCGCCGGCAGUUGGUGGUUCUCAUGAAGACCAUGGACAACGUGGCCACCUUCUGUAUGCUGCUCAUGCUCUUCAUCUUCAUCUUCAGCAUCCUAGGUAUGCAUCUUUUUGGGUGCAAAUUUGGCUUAAGGACAGAGACGGGGGACACCAUGCCAGACCGAAAGAACUUCGAUUCACUGCUGUGGGCAAUUGUCACCGUGUUUCAGGUUGUGGCUCUUGGCUUCUUCUCCGGAGAGCACACUUACCUCCAGAGCAGCUGGAACGUCUUGGAUGGGAUCCUGGUCUUUGUCUCCAUCAUCGACAUCAUCGUUUCCAUGGCGUCAGCAAGCGGAGCCAAGAUUUUAGGGGUCCUGAGGGUCCUUCGGCUGCUGCGCACCCUGAGACCUUUACGCAGCUGCAUCCGUGUGCCUGUCUCGGAAGCCAAAGCACCCCAUUCUUCCCAGCAGGACAAAGGUUUGGGUUUUGUCUCCAGGCAGCUUCGUUCACCCGACAUAAUUGCGAAACUGUCGCCAAACGUUUGUUCUGUUUUAUUUUGGGGGCGUUUCAAGGGCGACGCCAACAGAUCUGACACGGACGAAGACAAAACGUCGACCAACUUUGAGGAAGAGUUUGAGAAACUGAAGGAACUCCAUGCUUCUGAGAUGAAGAUGUAUUCGUUGGCUGUCACGCCCAACGGCCACCUGGAGGGCAAGGGCAGCAUGCCCCCGCCCAUCAUCAUGCACACUGCAGCCACCCCCAUGCCCACCCCAAAGGGGUCUCCACACAUGGACACCGCCUACCCUUUUGGGGACUCCAGAAGGGGCAGCAACGUCUCGGUGGAACCGCUCAGCUUUGACCAGAAAUCUUUGUCCAGCCUCCGCAGCUCACCCUGUGCCAACUGGGGCAGCCGCCGCUCAAGCUGGAACAGCCUGGGCCGGGCCCCCAGCCUCAAGAGGAAGACCCAGUGUAGCGAGCGGGAGUCCUUGCUUUCGGGGGAGGGCAAAGGCAGCACGGAUGAUGAAGCGGAGGAGGCCAAGCUCAGCACCCUCAGCCGGGGGGCUCUGCACCACCGGGCAGAGUCCCUGGACUGCCGGGGCGGCUUGGACCUGCCGGAACUCCUCCAAGUGCCCGGGGUCCACCCUCCGGUAGCCAUGCUGCCCCUCGAGUAUCAGGACUGCAAUGGCAAGUUGCUGCAGGUGCCCAGCGAGCUCUACCUACACCUGGAUGGGCGCAAAGAGGACCCCUUCGACUACGAUGACAGCAUGGAAGACAGUCUCUGCUACAGAAUCCGCAAGAACCUGGAGCCCUACAAGCCCAAUUGGUGCAAGAAUCAUGAGGACUGGUCCCUCUACUUGUUUUCCCCCCAAAACCGCCUCCGGGCCAACUGCCAGAGAGUCAUCGCCCACAAGAUGUUUGAUCACAUCGUCCUGGUUUUCAUCUUCCUCAACUGCAUCACCAUCGCCUUGGAGCGCCCGGACAUCGACCCCAACAGCACUGAGGACAGGGUCAUCAGCAGAGCUCCAGGUCUGAAACUGGUGGUGGAGACGCUGAUCUCUUCUCUUCGGCCUAUCGGCAACAUUGUCCUGAUCUGUUGUGCUUUCUUUAUCAUCUUCGGCAUUUUGGGAGUGCAGCUCUUCAAGGGCAAGUUCUACUACUGCGAGGGGGUUGACAUCCGAAACAUCUCCACUAAAACCGACUGCAGAAAAGCCCACUACAAAUGGGUCCGGCGGAAGUAUAACUUCGACAAUUUGGGGCAGGCCUUGAUGUCCUUGUUCGUCCUCUCUUCCAAAGAUGGCUGGGUGAACAUCAUGUAUGACGGAUUGGACGCCGUGGGGAUUGACCAACAGCCCAGCCGGAACCAUAACCUCUGGAUGCUUCUCUACUUCAUUUCCUUCCUCCUCAUCGUCAGCUUCUUUGUGCUCAACAUGUUCGUCGGGGUGGUGGUGGAGAACUUCCACAAGUGUCGGCAGCACCAGGAGGCCGAGGAGGCCCGGCGGCGCGAGGAGAAGCGGCUGCGGCGUCUGGAGAAAAAGCGCAGGAGUAAGGCGAUAUACAUGUCUGUGCAUGAGUUGGCAUCUCUUCUAAUGGACGUUGCAUGCCUAGUGGAACGUGGUGUGGUGGGGAACCUCGGCCUGCUAUUUAUGCUCCUUUUUUUCAUCUACGCUGCCCUGGGGGUGGAAUUGUUUGGGAAGUUAGACUGCAGUGAGGAAAAUCCUUGUGAAGGCCUCAGUCGGCAUGCAACCUUCAACAACUUCGGAAUGGCCUUCCUCACCCUCUUUAGGGUGUCAACUGGGGACAACUGGAAUGGGAUCAUGAAGGACACUCUCCGGGAAUGCCACCGGGAUGACAAGCACUGUCUCAGCUACCUUCCCCUCAUCUCCCCUCUGUACUUCGUCACCUUCGUCCUCAUCGCCCAGUUCGUCCUGGUCAACGUGGUGGUGGCUGUUCUGAUGAAGCACUUGGAGGAAAGCAACAAGGAGGCGAAGGAAGAUGCCGAGAUGGACGCCGAAAUCGAGCUGGAGAUGUCCAGAGGGAUCAGCACACCAGAAAGGACCAUGGAUGGGAGACAGACCCCUUCCAAGGGGGGUUCACCCCUGCUGGUGAAGCAUCAAGUCAUGGGAGCUUCUGCUGCUGGUGGUGGCCUGAGGGACCCCCAGAACCUCCUGACUCUCCGCAAGAUCUCGGUGGCAAGGAUGCAUUCGCUGCCCAAUGACAGCUACAUGUUCCGUCCUGUGAUGCCUGCAAAGCCCCCUUUCCCACUCCAUGAAGGGGAGUUAGAAGCCUUCUCCUACAGGUCACCUCGAGAAGCUCAGCGGCGUCCGUACUACGCCGAUUAUUCACCUGCCCGGAAAUACAUCCAUUCGCUCUGCACCAGCCAUUAUCUGGACCUCUUCAUCACUUUUAUCAUUGGGGUCAAUGUCAUCACGAUGUCCAUGGAGCACUUCGAUCAACCCAAGUCUCUAGAAGAGGCCCUGAAAUAUUGCAACUACUUGUUCACCUUCGUCUUCGUGGUCGAAGCCAUCUUGAAACUGGUGGCCUUUGGCUUCCGGAGGUUCUUCAAGGACAGGUGGAACCAGCUGGAUCUGGCCAUCGUCCUGCUGUCCAUCAUGGGGAUCACUCUGGAGGAGAUCGAGAUGAACGCCGCGCUCCCUAUCAACCCCACCAUUAUCCGGAUCAUGAGGGUGCUGAGAAUUGCUAGAGUGCUGAAGCUGCUGAAAAUGGCCACCGGGAUGCGGGCGUUGCUGGACACAGUGGUUCAAGCCCUCCCACAGGAGGCCGUCCGGAAGGACUCCUUGGAUAGCUCAGCGGUGGAGUCAAAGCCCUGCACCCAGGGAGAGAUGCGUGAAAACCCACCCCUGAAAAAGUUGUCUCACAGUAUUUUGGGGGCCCCUCAGCCACCCCCAGCCCCCACAUCCCUCCCAGGCAGUCCUCCCCUUGCCCAGCCCUCCCCUCCAUGCCCUUCAAGCAUCCAGACCGCCAGGGACAACUUCAGCCAGCACAACAUCUCAGAGAGGAGGUCCACCCACAGCAGCCUCCUGGACAGCUCCCUCUUCGAGUCCUCCGACUUGGCGGACGAAGAGGUCAGCCACAUCAACAGCUCUGCCGGGGAUUGGGGGGCGCAGCUGGAGAGCCGGGACUGCUCGGACUCCCCUUUCGUCUCCCCGGCGCCAUCUCCUGUCCCCUUCAGGAAUUGCAGCACAACCAGCUUGACCAUGGGGAAGGGCAAGGAGAAGGACCUGAAGAAGUUCUACAGCGUGGACACCCGGGGGUUCUUGGCCAAGCCGACGUGGGCGGAUGACCAGCGACGGCACUCCAUCGAGAUCUGCCCUUCGGUCGGCCAUGGGGAUCGCGGCUUCGCAGAGUCCUCUGAAAGGAGGAGGCUGCCUCUCCAGAUGCAGUCGGAGUCCGAGUACCUGCAUGGCAUCCGGAGGAAGAAGAAAAUGAGCCCUCCCUGCAUCUCUAUCGACCCUCCCAUGGAGGAAGACAGCAGCGCCACCACGACGCGCAACAAAGCCUCUGAGAACAGCCUGCUGAGACGGAGGACGCCCUCCUGUGAAUCCACGGCCUACAGGGACUCCUUGGAGCUGGCCGAGGGUCAGCCUGGAGAACUGGCCUGCAAGGCAGACCGCCGGGCACCCCCAGCCUGCCGAGGGGAACAUUUAACCAUCCCGAACUUCUCCUACAAGCCGACGGACCCUGGUUCCAUGGGGGAAACCUGUAAACACCUCUCGGAGAGCAACCAAUCUGCGGGGCCCUCUGUGGACUCCCCACCAGAGGGCCCAGAGCUGCCACAAACAGACCCCCCAGAGACUCAGGGUGACCCCUCUGAGGCAAACCAAGAAGGACUCGGAGGGGGCAAGAAAUGUCCCCUCCCGCAACACGGACAGGUUCCAGGGACCCCAAGCAACACAGAAGAGGGUGUGGACGAGCCGGUAUAGCUUCCAUGGGGGUGAUCUUUGGUGAACUUUAAGGGCUUUGCCACCACAUGUGGCUUCGAAGAGGAGAACAGGUUGGAAAGCCACCCUCUCCACGGCUGAUGCUGACCCCAAGACCCUCGGUUUCUCCUCACUGUGAAGGUCUGGUUAGUGUAGACACGGAACCGAAGUCCCAGAGAAGCUCCAGGUGUCCCGAGAGGUUGAGGGGUAACCGGAAGGAGCCCGAUUUCCUUCCCGCCCAGCACAAGGAGAAGCUGUUCCAAUGUUCCUUUUCCUCCCUCUUCCUCCCCUUCCCCCUCACCCAGCGUGGCCUCGGACCCCUCCAGGGGGGUCGCAGACCUUUCUUUUAUCUUUUUUAAAGGCAACCCGGGGUUGGUUCAGAAAAACUCCUUUUUCCGAAAGGGCACCUUUUCUUAUUGCACGAAAAGCGGUCGCGGGAAGCCCCCGUGAACAGGCAGAAAGCGAGUUGUAUAUUGUUCUGUAUAUCAGCAGUUACUAUAAAUAGAAAAACAUGUAUUUGAGAUUUUUUUUAAAAGGGAAAAAAAUGAAGAAAUCACAUACAUCACAGGCAGACACAUCGCGACAGACACACACACAUCGCCAGAAAGGUCCACAAGGAAGCUCUCUGUCAGGGGCAUGUUUUUGCAGAAAACCCACCCGUCAGGACGACCCCAGAGACAUCGGCCAGAGGCGCUGAGCGCCCCCCACUCCACCUAGUUACACCACCGUGCACCAACCACCGUCCAUUCUGAAGACCAGUGGAUCCGCCCUUCGCGUCCAUUUUCCCGUCCUUACGAGCCAAGGUCCCCCAAGUCGGCAACGUUAAGACCUGUGGACUUCAGUCCCCAGAGAGAGUUCCUCAGAAAUGGGGGAUUCUGGGAGUGGAAGUCCACAGUGUUUUAAAGUGGUCGAAAGAGGGAGACCCCUACCUUGUGGGGUGCCCUUAACCCUGCCAGUUCCAGCUGGAUCAGGCGUCCCGUGGGAGGAUGACUCGAUCCGUUUUGUUUCGUCUCUGCAUUCACGUCCAAUCCUCAGCGGAGCAAUGUCUUCGUAGGUUGGAUGUGGAGGCCUCACCACCACAUCCACUGCCGUCUUUUCGGUUUGGCCUCCGUCCCUUCAUUUUCCUUCGCUGCUCACAUCAUGCCUUGCCAGCUUUCUUCUGGUCCUUCCUCCUCGUUCCACAAAAAUGGGAAAAGAAAAGAAAAAAAACCAAAACCACUACUGAAUUGUAGCCAGUGCAAUAACAAUUAAGUUAUUAAUUCUUCUUAUGGGUAAAAGAAUCUCUCUUUUUUAUGGUGAUG
Messenger RNA from Thamnophis sirtalis, 6005 nucleotides. The record is from RefSeq and is a predicted model, not a curated record. NCBI's taxonomy places the organism in Eukaryota, Metazoa, Chordata, Lepidosauria, Squamata, Natricidae.